AUGGCUCUAUCAUCGAUCGAUAUAGCACAGUGCAGGAAUAAAGGUGAACAUAAACAAUUAUGCAAGAAAUUAAGUGAUAUUGAAAAGCAAGAGCAUUUAAAAUCUCGACAAUUACUCAAGGAUCAUCAAGAUUUGAAGUUCCAAUUGAUGAGGAUGAAAUCAAGCAGCUCCAUCAGUAGAAGUGCAAGUGCAAAUAAUGUUCGCUUACCAAAAUUACCUCAUACAUCAAGUAAUGGCCAAAUUAAUUUAAGUAGUAAGGCAACACCAACAUCAUCCCCUCAACAUAGUCCUAUGCUUCGUAGGAAGAAUAUAAUUGGCCAAGUCAAUGAAGCUAGGAGGCCGGAUGCUCCAGCUCCUAAUCCAAUGAGUCCGUCAGUAAGAAGACGUGUAUUCUUAUCCGAACAAAACCGGGCCAGCUCAGAAAGUGAUUUAUUCAACAUGAAAAGGAAAAAAGAUCCAGGAUUGAUUAGUAUGAAAGAGUUAGCUAUGAAAUUGAAUAAAUCUUAUAGCAAAGAUAGUCGGUUAUUAGAUACGGAUAAAGCCUAUGAACAGUUAAUAACUGAUUUAGACAGAUUACGAAACGAUGAUCGAGAUGAAAAGUCAAAAGAUUUGAAUACGAGAGGAUCAGCCUCAACGCUUUACAGCACGGAUGACGAUGAUAAUUCUUCCUAUGGAGAAGGAUUGAAUGAGGUAUUAGAUCAACCGCGCAAGUUAGGUCCUCUGGCUAAAACUUACGUUAAUUCGCCUAUACUGCAAAGGAAACUGCACCUAGUAGCAGAUUGCAAAACCUCAUUAAAUUCAGAUGUUAGGUCAAGUUGA
Trichoplax adhaerens is the source of this 819-nucleotide messenger RNA. RefSeq lists its product as uncharacterized. Bases 1 to 819 code for a protein of 272 amino acids. The record is from RefSeq and is a predicted model, not a curated record. Lineage: Eukaryota; Metazoa; Placozoa; Uniplacotomia; Trichoplacea; Trichoplacidae. The transcript has a single exon.